UUGGUGAGUACUACCUACCUGACUAAACUUCAUCUCUCAAUUCGAAUGUCAACUAAUGUAAAAAAUUGCCCAUUUUUUUAGUAUCGUUGAUGAAUUGCAUACUUCUUUUAAUAUCAAAAGUUAUAUUUGAUUGCGGUUUUCCUUAUUCAAAAACAGUAGGUAUAUUGUGCAACAAGUUCAGAAAUGGGUAGAUUUUGAUACACGUGAAGUUGGGCACGAGUCAGUCUUAUGCUUACGCAUGGAGACUACGAAAAGAGAACAAACUCAAAAAGGAGAUUUGACAAAAUCUGUCCAUAUCUUUACCCAAAUUUUUUAAUUGUUUGUAAAUAUAUAUUUAUGUAUUGUAUAUAAAUUGGUAUUAUUUCAAAAGUCUUAAAACAGGCGAUAGAUUGUAAUGUAUGUAAAGAAAUAACAAGAAAAAAUUAAACAAUAUGGAUAAUGUCAAAAAUAAAUAUGUAUGUAAACUAUGUAACGUCCACUUUGACAACAAUUUGAACACAAUGUUCACUAACAAUGUAACAUUUUUUUUGUGGUUUGGGCAGUUCAGUGCGCAAGUUCGCUUGUCGUUUAAUUUACUGCGUGUACAAAGCUGGAGGUAUUAAUUUGAAAGUUCGCGGGAACAGAUGCCAGGCUUCGGAAGCGCCCAUUGUUGUUUUAGCACCUCAUUCUUCGUUCAUGGACUCCAUUGUUAUGGUGUACAUGGACGCUCCUUCUAUUGUGGCCAAGGGGGAAACAAGUUGUAUACCAAUUUUUGGGAGACGAUACGGUUGCUGUUAUGUACACUAGGCAGAUUUGUGUACGCUGCUGCCGGUAUGGAGAUUAUUAUUAAGGGAAAGCAGGCCAGCCGAAGCGAAGCCCCCGUUCUAGUUUGCGCCCCUCAUUCUACCUUCAUAGAUGGAGGAAUUGUGUACAUAACCGGGCUACCUACGUGCAUUGUUCGUAGGGAAAGUGGAAAUGACUCUUACAUAGGAAAACUAAUUAAUUUUUCACAACCCAUAUACGUAUGGAGAGAUGAUCCGGAUUCCCGUCACAAUACCAUAAAAGAAAUAAUUAAAAGGGCAAAAUCAGAUUUAGACUGGCCUCAAAUUUUAAUUUUUCCUGAAGGAACAUGUACGAAUAGGUCUUGUUUAAUAACAUUUAAACCAGGUGCUUUUUAUCCUGGCGUUCCCGUACAGCCUGUGUGUAUUCGUUAUCCGAACAAGCUGGAUACUGUUACUUGGACGUGGGAAGGCCCCAGUGCUUUAAAACUUCUAUGGCUCACCCUUACUCAAGUUCACAGCUACUGUGAAAUUGAAUUUUUACCCGUUUAUAGACCUAACGAAGAAGAAAAACGAGAUCCGAAACUUUACGCAAACAAUGUUCGAAGAGUAAUGGCAAAAGCUCUCGGUGUGCCUACAGUUGACUAUACAUAUGACGACUGUCGUUUAAUGGCUCGUGCCAAAGAGAUGAACCUUCCAUGUGCUUCCUCGAUAGCUGAGAUAAGAAAAAUUAGACAAAGACUACAACUGAUUGAUGCUCAUAUUGAAGAAAAAAUAAUAAAUUCUCAAUUAAUUUGUAAAGACUGCAGCAGAGUGACACUUACCGAAUUUUCCAAUUACUUAAAUGUUUUUCCUAGUGAUCCCUUAGUUAUGCAGUUAUUUAAAUUAUAUGAUAAGAAUGCUUCAGGUGUGAUAGACUUCAGGGAAUAUUUACUAGGAACGGUUGUGACGUCAAAAGAAAGGAGCUUAUUAGAAAUAAUCCAGUUAGGAUUUAAGAUUUAUGAUUCUAGUGGAGUAGGUAAAAUUUCUCUUCACGAAUUUGUGACUAUUCUUAAUCAUACUUUAGCAGUGACUUCAGAACAAUCGGAAUUUAUAUUUAAACAAAUAGUUCCAGACAAUGCCAUCUACAUAACUUUUGAUAAUUUCGUUUCUUUUGCAAAAGAAUGCCCAGAGUUUUCAAACAUAUUCGUCACCUGCAAUUCCAGUAAAAAUUGUCAAAAGAAUGGGAACGUCCACGAAAAUAAUUGUGUUAAAAAGAACGAGUAAAUUAUUAGUAAUUACAAUUCAUGCAUUAAGAGUAUGUAGAAUUACUUUUAAUUGUAAACUACUCGUAGGCAGUUAAUUAUUUAUUGUUGUAAUAUU
Agrilus planipennis (emerald ash borer) is the source of this 2120-nucleotide messenger RNA. RefSeq names its product lysophosphatidylcholine acyltransferase. Gene Ontology annotation, molecular function: calcium ion binding. The record is from RefSeq and is a predicted model, not a curated record. NCBI's taxonomy places the organism in Eukaryota, Metazoa, Arthropoda, Insecta, Coleoptera, Buprestidae. The transcript is spliced from 9 exons. The coding region runs from base 624 to 2024 and encodes 466 amino acids.